AUGAUGCCACUUCUAGCGACCACGGCAUCGCCAAAUAUUGUGGAAGGCGCGCUGAAAGGGGGCGGACAGUUUGUUGAAAAUCAAAUUGGAGCACAUAAAGCGACGACGGCAUCGCCAAAUAUUGUGGAAGGCGCGCUGAAAGGGGGCGGACAGUUUGUUGAAAAUCAAAUUGGAGCACAUAAAGAUGAACUAAUGCACACGGUGGGCGAUCUCGCUGAAAAAGUCGGCGUUAGUCGCGCCGUCGCUGAAGUGAUUGGUGGAAACCUGCUUCAGCAGGGAAUCCAGAAGGGCAAAGAACUUUUGUCGGGACACGCAGCUGCUGAGAACAUCGACAAAGCUAAAGAAAAAGCCAAGGCCGAUCCAAGUCUUGACAAAGCACUACCUGGUAAUUGA
This is a messenger RNA of Gongylonema pulchrum, 393 nucleotides long. NCBI's taxonomy places the organism in Eukaryota, Metazoa, Nematoda, Chromadorea, Rhabditida, Gongylonematidae. The record is from the annotation of a GenBank genome assembly.